Podarcis raffonei (Aeolian wall lizard) is the source of this 1322-nucleotide messenger RNA. Its product is annotated as potassium channel subfamily K member 16-like. Gene Ontology annotation, biological process: stabilization of membrane potential; potassium ion transmembrane transport. Gene Ontology annotation, molecular function: potassium ion leak channel activity. The transcript has 6 exons. NCBI's taxonomy places the organism in Eukaryota, Metazoa, Chordata, Lepidosauria, Squamata, Lacertidae. The coding region runs from base 1 to 1038 and encodes 345 amino acids. Gene Ontology annotation, cellular component: membrane. The record is from RefSeq and is a predicted model, not a curated record.
AUGCCCCUUAAUGCAAAUAUUGCCAAUGUAUUUCACAUCUGGCAACCAAUGUGCUCCUCGGGUUUCAGAUACAACACAGGCAGACAAGAAACAGUCUGGGACACAAAUUUUCAUGGCCCUCUAGCGGCUAAGGACAAGAUGCGUGUCAGCAGGAAGCAGGGCCUCCUACUGCUGGCUGGCUACAUGACUUACAUAGUGAUGGGUGCCCUUGUCAUUGAGCUUCUGGAGAACGAUCACCACAAAAGACUAGAAGAAGCAACGUUUCGUAUGAAAGCACAAUUCUUUUCAAACUACACCGCUCUCAGCCCAGAAGAGGUGGAGGUAUUCAUACAGAAACUGGUAAAAGCUGUUCGGUUGGGAAUAGAUCCAACAGGAACCAAACCUCAUGAUAAAUACAGCAGCUGGGAUUUCACUAAUUCUUUCUUCUUCGUGGGAACUAUGUUAGCCACAAUAGGCUAUGGAAACCUCUGUCCCCAAACAGCAGAUGGUCAGAUCUUUUGUGUUAUUUUUGCUCUCUUUGGAAUCCCCUUCAACCUCAUCUGCUUGAACUAUAUUGGCUUUUUUGUCUCAAGAAUCUGUGAAACCUGUGCAGAGAAAGUGUAUUGGAAAGAAAACAAGAAAACAGCAAAAUAUCUUUUCUUCUAUGUGGUUUUGGGGAUUCAAAUGUUUCUUAUUUUGCCUUCGUUUCUCUUUCAAUGGAUGGAGGGCUGGAAUUAUAGUGAAGCUGUCUAUUUUACAUUUAUUACACUCAGCACCAUUGGUUUUGGAGACUAUCUAAUAGGGAGGAAGCAUGAUAGGUCAUAUUUUAUUGGCUACCGGCUACUCGCAGCCACUUGGAUCGUCAUUGGUCUGGCCUGGAUAGCUGUGCUGUUUGACCUCGUAUCCUCAUUACUUGAACCUCCAGCUCCAGUAAGAAGAAGAAGCAGCGCACGAAGACAGAGUAGUGGGGACAACAUAACACUGUCCCAAAGGGGUCAGUCUGUUAGAUUUUCAGUGACGGAGAGUACAAGUGCAUCACUGCAGUCUCGUGGAGAUUGACAUAAAAAUCAGUUGUACUCAAGAACUUCCAUUGAGCUUUUAUAAUUAUAUGCUAUUGUGACAUUCUGCGUAUUCCUUAAAAACUCACUAGUUGCUCUUUAAGUUAUGUAGUUCCUAAUAAACUGUGAAAUAGCCAUGUUUCGGCAACCAAGAGAGGGAGGGUGGCUAUUACAUAAAAAUCAGUUUUAUAUACUGUUGUUUUUAUGUUUACUUUUGAUGUCAUCUUUUUGGAAAAUAAAUUGUUAUUUAAAAAAAAUUACAUAAAAAUCAGCUACACGCAAGAA